UGGGGUGUUCUGAGUCCAAAGGGAAAAGAGAUGAAAAAAGAGAAAAUCCCAAAUAUAAACCUAACCUAUAAUUCCUCAAUAGGAUAAGCAAAGGAGAAAUAGAACCCUCUUCCCACCUACAACCCACACAAGCUCCACUACUUGUGGGGCAGGGAGGACUAAUGGCAAAGUUCAAGGGCUGGGACUGGGAUCCACAGGGCCGAUCUUGUGGGCCCCAAGCCCCUUGCCCAGCCCCCAGUACUUCCUCCUCAGGAUCUAGGACAAUGAACAGGGGAGGGUGGGGUCAUCCUGUAUACCAAACCCCAGAGCUCCGCUGCUCUGAAGGACCUGGAAUACCUGUGUCUCAAUGGGGAGGCAUGAAUGAGAAGGGAAGGGAAAGGAAGCAAGCUGGUCCCACCCCCAAGCCUGGGGCUAAUACUAUGGCGUCCACUGCCCAGGGGAAGGUGCCAGGCUGGAGCCCAGGAAUGUGGGUAAUCGGGUACCCACACCCAGGAAGGAGACUCUGGGCUGCCCACACCCAGAGACGGCAGGAGGAGGACUAUGGAAAAGGUCCAGGGAUGCCAGGCCCCAAAGGACCUCCAACCUCGGUCAUACCAGCCUUCUUCCUAAACAGAACACGGGAGGGGAAAAGGGGCACCAAGGAGGACAUUUAGUCCAGCUACCCAAUCCAGUCCAGUCAUGCAGGUACAAGAAGAUGGAGACAACCUCAUGCCUUUUGCAAAAUGUUCCAAAGUGGUCAGCCGAUCUACACCCCUAGGCCUGCCUUCCCAGAGCCUCAAACCAAUGGUCCAGCAUUAUGGUGAUGUCUUUUGGGAGAACCUUAGCCAAAGGUCUAGCUCCAACUGGAUGGAGGAACAGUACAUUCCACCCAAGUUGAGAACCACUGGUUGCUCCCAGCCUGGCCUAUACUCUCCUGAGGGGCUACCUCCUCCUGAGAUGCUUUGCAGAAGAAAGAGAAGAAGGCUGCAUUUGGAGAAAAUAAAUCAGGGACCUGGGGGCAUCCCAGCCCGAGUAAGGGCUGUCACUUAUCACCUGGAGGACCUGAGGAGGCGCCAGAGAACCAUCAAUGAGUUGAAGAAGGCUCAGUGGGGCAACUGCAGAGUUGCAUCUGAGCCCCUGGCACUUGAGGCAGAAGGCUGUGGAUUCCCUGCCACCACUGAAAACUGUGAUCUGGAGGCGAAGAGGACAACCUUUCUACAGGAAGGCCAUUUUGUUGAUCCUGACAGGGCCCAGCUGCUUUGGUCUCCCUGGACUCCUCUGGGCCAGCGGAGUUUCUGUGCCUCUGGGAGUCUGAGCUCUUUUUCCUGCAGCGCUGUUAGAGCCAGAAGGAACCCCAUUUACAACCUCCUGGAAAUGGAACCCGAGGAGUAGAGAGGAACCAUCCAAACCCAAGAAGGUUGGGUUGCCUCAUGGCCCAUGACAAGUUCCAUCACCAGCAUCGCCCCGUUGCCCCCAUCGAAACCACACGUCCACAGCUAGUCCCCCAGCCCGCUUUCCUCCGAGGCCCUUCUAUUAUUAAAGCACGCCAGUGCAGCCCUUCUGUGUGAGCCAGUGACGUGAAGGGCGGGGGAGGGAGGGCUCCGUUCGCCUUCUCAAGGACCAGCCGCAGUGAAGUGGGCAGGGUCCUCGGUCUGCAGUCUCGCCCCCGAGGCCCGAAGCGUUCAGCCCAGGUCCGGCGCUCCCCGCGAGACCCUCAGGCCCCAUC
This is a messenger RNA of Perognathus longimembris pacificus (Pacific pocket mouse), 1705 nucleotides long. It is a transcript of the gene Inca1, whose product is annotated as inhibitor of CDK, cyclin A1 interacting protein 1. Gene Ontology annotation, cellular component: cytoplasm. The record is from RefSeq and is a predicted model, not a curated record. Gene Ontology annotation, molecular function: cyclin binding; cyclin-dependent protein serine/threonine kinase inhibitor activity. Gene Ontology annotation, biological process: negative regulation of cell population proliferation; negative regulation of cyclin-dependent protein serine/threonine kinase activity. The coding region runs from base 679 to 1371 and encodes 230 amino acids. The transcript is spliced from 7 exons. NCBI's taxonomy places the organism in Eukaryota, Metazoa, Chordata, Mammalia, Rodentia, Heteromyidae.